This is a messenger RNA of Malus domestica (apple), 1956 nucleotides long. RefSeq lists its product as uncharacterized. NCBI's taxonomy places the organism in Eukaryota, Viridiplantae, Streptophyta, Magnoliopsida, Rosales, Rosaceae. The record is from RefSeq and is a predicted model, not a curated record.
AGUAGAUAAAAGCCUAAAAAUGUCAAUUGGAAAAAAAGGGUAAAGGCAAAAGACAAAAUUUCUCACCCCUCUUCCGUAACUCUCAUCUCCACUACCUCUCUACUUUCCUCUCUCUUCACUUCUCCUUCAUCACUAAGUCUUCUUUACCUUCGUCCUCCUCCUCCUUCUUUUUCUUCUACUACUACUACUUCUUCUUCUUCUUCUUCUCCUUUCCAAAUUGUUCUGCUAAACACAAAACAACAUUGAAGCUAGUCUCUUUUACUCUCUCUCUCUCUCUCUGUUCUUCAAUGGCAGAGAAUGAGCCCGAGUCUAAUUACGCUAAACACCAAAAGUUGGUCUCAGAACAACAAAACUAUGAAACCCCAAGUGUCAGUUUUUGGUGACGAGACUGAAACCUCACCUGGUUCUGGUGACAACAAGGUCCAAACAUGGAGUAGCCAGUACUAUCGUAACGAGCCGGUGGUGGUUGGGGCUCAGGAGCACUCUGCUCUUAAUGAACAGAAAGGUACCGCUUCACGAAUCGGUGAAGAAACACUGCUUUUGCCGGUCAGGAGCUUGAAACAACAUGUUCCCGAAAACUGGGAUACCAUAGAGUCUGUUAAAGAAUCUAGUGGGGAUUCUGGCUCUCUAAGUAGGUCAAAUUCGAGGUCUGGUUCUAAAAGGUUUUCGAGCAAAUCGAACAAGGCUAAAGGCGGAGAUUUUGGAGGGUUGGAUCAUCAAGAAUUGGAGGAGAAGUUGAACGAAAGUGUUGUGCUUCCUUCUCCAAUUCCAUGGAGAUCGAGGUCAGGAAGAUUGGAUGUGAAGGAGGAAGUUGAUAAUAAUACUCCUCCAAUGGAGGAAUCUGUGUUUAGGCGCCAAGAGUCAUGGGGUUCGAGGUCCCAAGGUUCUCGUUCUUCUCGAUUAAAUUCCAUUUCUUCAUCCCCAAAGGUGUCUCCUUCGCCAUCACUUUCAUCUCCAAAGAAGUCUUCUCCUUCACCUGCAUUGUCAUCAUCAGAAUCUCAAACAAAGAAUGCAGAGGAUUUGGGGAGGAAGAAGAGCUUGUACAAAUCUUCACCUCCCCCACCUCCGCUGCCUCCAACAAUGUUUUACAAAUCAUCAUCAACAAGGCUGAUCAAAGAUGGGGUUUCAUAUGAGAGGGAUUUGAGGAGAAGUUUCAGUAGUGGAACGAACAACAUGAAUAAGAGCAAUGGAGAAUUUGUGACCGGCAGAGUGAAUUCAGGGAUCGAAACCAAGCAAAGAAGCUACGUUGAUGGUUUAUCGAUGAGUAAAUCAAUUCGAACAACCAGAGCUGGUGAGAGCGCGGCAGGGGCUUGGAAGGUAAUGGAGAAAAGCUCAAAGGAAGUUGAAACAAGUUUGGUGGAGAAAGCGGUAGGAAAGAAAGAAGGGUUUGAUGAAACUUCUUUCAGGGCUGAGAAAAUGCGACCUGAAAGUUUCCACAACAUGUCAAAGUUUGCUUCUUUCAAUGAAUUUUCGGAGGCAGAGAAAGAACAUUUUCUCGACAAGGUGGGUAUUGAAUCGGAUGAAGAAACUGAAAACGAAGAUGAUGGCUUUGACGAAAACUUGAUCUGGAAAGACAUUAGGGAGAUCCCAAAGACAACUCCAAACAAUUAUGUGUCUGUUUCAGGCAAUGUGGGUGAUGCAGGGCCAGAUGUGGAUAAGAAGGCUGAUGAGUUCAUAGCGAAAUUCAGGGGGCAAAUUAGGCUUCAGAGAAUAGAUUUGAUCAAGAGAUCGAGUGCUCAGAUUAGUAAAAACUUAUCAAGGUAAAACUUUUACGUUUGCCUUCCUUGGGUUUUAUGUUGUAAUUGACUUGGUAUUUUAUCUUCUGUUUCAAAAUUAUGAUCAUGCUAUACAAAGAUUUUACAUGCUUUUUGUGUAGACAGUACACCAGUUGCACUGGGUUCAUGUUAUUAAAACUUUAAACUCAUUGUUAUAUAUAGUUUUCAGUUUCUGCAGCGA